This is a messenger RNA of Parasteatoda tepidariorum (common house spider), 7515 nucleotides long. Its product is annotated as replication protein A 14 kDa subunit. Gene Ontology annotation, molecular function: damaged DNA binding; single-stranded DNA binding. Gene Ontology annotation, cellular component: nucleus; site of double-strand break; DNA replication factor A complex. The record is from RefSeq and is a predicted model, not a curated record. Gene Ontology annotation, biological process: double-strand break repair via homologous recombination; mismatch repair; DNA replication. NCBI's taxonomy places the organism in Eukaryota, Metazoa, Arthropoda, Arachnida, Araneae, Theridiidae.
ACGCCACCUGCAGCUCAAUUCAAUCGCCAUUUUAUCGGCCAAAAAAUCGAAAUGUAGAAGAUUUGAGAUUAAAAUAGGCAGCUUGUGGCUUUUAUGACGACUCAAAUAGUUUUUUUUAAAAAAUAGGUUCUAAUACGCAUCAAAAAAUAUUUAACCAGUGUUCGUUCGUAAAAGCUAGAAAUCUAUCAUUGACUGAAACUGAACUGAUCAAACUCAAAAGUUUUAAACAUUUGAUGCGCAUCACCAACAAUUACGUGGGAAGCAAUUGCUCAUUGCUUGGCGGGUUCGUAAUUUUCAAGUUCUUUUGUUUACUUAACUGUUAACAUUGUAGAUAUUGUGUCUUUUUUUUUAAAAGUUCGGAGAAGUUUAUUUAUCUCUUUGAUUAUUCUAAUUUCUGUAAUAACUUCAUUGAAAUUACAUUUGUUGUUUCAUUAUAAGUAUUCAGUAUGAAUUCCCAAACUCGUAAACGUGUGACUGGUGCGUCGCUCUCUCAAUACUUGGGACAAUAUGUUACAGUGUUUGGAGAAUUUAUGCAGUUGGAAUCAAGUGGAAGAACAUUUACCAUGAAAACUGCCAGCAAUGAUAUUGUUACUGUUCAACUACAAGAACCCGUAAGUCAACUCUAAAACUGAACUUUUCUUCUUAACAUUGUUAUUUAUUUGCUUGUGUGAUAUAAAUAUGAGAAUCGUUCAGAUACGCCCAGAACUUUUUUUGUAUAAAUUAGACGUUGAAGAAUAUAAAUUUUUUCGUAAAAAUCGUAAUGCAUUGAAAAAGAUGUGGACGGCACAAGGACCGACAUAUUGGCUUCGUUUCUUAUUAACAUAUCAACUGAGUUUUGAAGAUUAUGCAUCCAAUCAUGCUGAACUCAGUGCGUUUGUGAUAUCCCACUACGAAAGACACGUACCAGACUUCGUUUAUAUAAGAAUUCAUAAGCAAAUUGUAGAAUCUACAUUCGAGAGAGUCGAAUCUUUUAUAGAAAAUGUUUUUCGAAUUGUACAGAAUUUUCACAAAGCUUCCCUAUACACUACCGAAAAUCCUAUUUAUUCUGAAGAAAGUUUAGAACAUUUAAGCUCUGCUAUGGAACAGAAUGAUAGUGGAAAAGUGACUUAUUCUGGUAUAGUUUCUUUAUUAUGUAUCAUGUAUUGCGGAUUCGUUGAUGGCUUUCUUAAACUUUUAAGAAAAUGGUUAAAAGAAUCUGAUGUAAGCAAAGAAGAUGAAAAUAAUAUUGAUCUUACUAUAUAUUACUGGAGACCCCAAAAGAGUUGGGAAUGCAAAAAAUUUAUGCCAACAUGUUUUGAGAAGUAUUUAGCUACCCACUGGGGAGAAUCUCUUCCAAAACUUUUGCUAACGUGCGAUAUUUAUAAUAUUUUUAAUAAUCAUGCCGAAGACGAGGAAUGUUCUUGCCAAUUUAAGGAUGAAGAGAGUAUAUUUGGCUUGCUAAAAGAUAAGUAUAAGGUUGGCAAGCCACAAGCUUUGAGCGUUGUUCAUAUUUACAAACCAGAAACAGCUUUAUGUCCAGAACACAAUAAUUGUUAUGUAAAACUUCUGCAUGGCAAAGAAUGCCUGGAACCUUACAUAUGUCUUGGUAUGAAUUCGACUUGUAGCAGAACUUGUGAAACGGUUCUUAAAAGUAAGCAUAAAGAAGAAGUAAAGGAUUUCUGGAAAAAAUCUAUUGUUGAAGUCUUUAAUUGUAAAAAGCGGAGCCAGCGUAGUGUUUCGACUUUCGUUGAGUCUUGUGACUCACAAAUAGAGACAUUCUGUCCUUUGAGUGGAAGUAGGAGAAAGCAAGUGAGUCUUGAUUUGGAGGAAUUAUUUUACUGCAAUUAUGAUCCGAACUUUAGAAACUCAUAUACUCAGCAUAAGCGCAAAGAAGAAUACCGGCAAAAGUUGAGGAAAAAGCUACUGGAGAGGUAUGAAUAUGACAGCCAAGACCCUGCCCAAUUAAAGGAUAUGUAUGACGAAGCGCAAAGGCUGUGGUUAAAUGAAAUAUGCUUCGAAAAUUACAGUAAGCUUUUUGCUCUUCAGCAUAAUCAACCUUGUGAUUUUGACGAGCAGCUAUUUAAGGUAAAGAAAUCCUUAACAACCGUAGCCAUUGGAACAUCUAGCUUAAUAUUUGGGCGUGUGGUAUUGCCUUCAAGACGUAGAUCUUCUCCUAAGACUAAUCCUACCACUGAAAUAAAAGUUAAUAUCAGCACUCAAAAGACUUCUAAGAGGAAGAAGAAAAAAGCUGUCAUCUCUACCACCACUGAAAUUACUAAAGUUAAAAUUGCAAGCUCUAGACCCCCAGAAACUAAAGAUGAGGCUAAUAAAACUGCUUCUCUUACCGAUUGCAGUACAUUGCUGGAUGAGGUAGAUUGCAACAGUAAUUCCAAUGCAAAAUGCGUUGAAAGUUUAGUGAAUACAUCAUCGGAACAUGCUGAAAGCUUACGUACCACUCCCAAAACUCAAAAUAAAGCUGAGAUUUCUAAUUCUGGUACAGUGCCCGAUGAAUCGGAUACUAAAAGUGAUUCAAAAGCAAAAUGUGUUGAAAGUUCCUCCAAUUCUGAUGUAGUUGAAAACGGUGAGAAAAAAUGUACCAAGAAAAGUGGCACCAAAACUUCGAAAGAUUUGCAGUUAGGCCUAACUGAGUUGUGUAAUCAGGGGGGAAAUGUGGAAGAAUCUAAGCCUAGUGUCAGUGAAGUUUCCAGUGAUGUUGAUGAUGAACUUAACACAUUUUACAGUUUUGUUGUGAAUGGGGAAGAAAAGACGGAUGAUACGAUUUGCAAUGGUACCACAACUGACCUCCCCAAUACUGAAAAUUGUAAUGCUACUGGUGGGAAUAAAGAGAAAAAGAAUAUUCUUUCUGAACGAAAAAGCAAGCUGAAAAUCUGUGCUUAUUGUUCAAAACAAGAGGUUGUGGUUAAAUCAUUCAAAAGAUGUUCCAGAUGUAAAGCAGAAAACUUUCCAGAUCAGUAUUUUUAUUGUUCCAGGGAAUGUCAAGUAGCAGACUGGGAAAAAUCACACAGAGAAUUGCAUCUUAAAGCAAGGACUAAUCAUUAGGGGUUUAUUUCACUCUAAAUGAACCUUUUAAGGUUGGGUGUUGUGACAAUGCAAAAAUAGAAUAGUUUUUAAGGUGUGAAUAAGCACAAGGUAUCUGCAUACCUGGAAAGUCAUGGUUUUCGACCUUAAUGGAAAGUCAUGAUUUUGAGUGAUAAAUACUAAAAAAUCAUAAAAUCUCCCAAUUCAUAAUGGAUUUUGAGUAUUGGAGCCUUUAAUUCUGUCAGGCAAAUCGAAAAUCCCACAUUGUAAUUUGUUCUCACAUAUUUUAAAAAUCGUACAUCUCGAUCCUUAUAGGUGUAUUUUAAAAAUAACAUAUUUCUGACCAGUGUUUGGGGGAAUUAAAAUUUUUUGAUGUAAAGUAAUUUGAUACUACAUGGAAAGAUGAUGAGGCUUUUGUUUGUUUGAAAUUAAAUUAACAUAAUCCCUAGAAUUGACCUUUUGAAAAUAGCGUAUUUGAGUUUUGUCAAAUAAAAAGAUUUUAGCAUUAAAAAUGUUCUUUAAAGGCAUUAUUAAAUAUUUUUAAAUCCAUGUUCUAAUUUAUUUGUUUAUCACUGUUGUUUAAUUUAUUUGUUUUUCAGUUUAUUUAAUAUUUAAAUAAUCUUUUUUUUUUUCAGUUUAUUUAAUAUUUCAGUUAUUUUUUAUUGCUUUUGUUUAAACUGGCUUAUUAAAAAGUACAAAGCAUUGCUCAUAUAAACUGUUGUUUUUGAGAAAGAAAGUUACACUCGUUUAAACCUUUUUUUACUUUUCUUCUUUUGACUAAAUUUAGUAAUGUAUUACCCUGUGUAAAAUCUCUUUAAUAACUUUUUUUAAUUGUGAGGAUUUUUAUUUGCUUAUAAGUUUCCAAGAUGUAGUUAAGUAAACAAAAGAGAAUUUAACGUUAAGGGGUUCAAACGUUACUGGCUGGUAAUGUGACUGGUGUUAGUAAAUUUUGAUAUGCUUACCUCUUGUAACGAAAAUUACUGAACACUUUUCUGCGGACCAAAAACUCAACAAUAGCUGUCUGAUCAUAUAAAUAUAAGUUUGGAGAAUUGUAGAAUUAUUUGUUCAGUUAUAGGAGACCAUGAAAGAUAAAGAUUUUGGUGCAGUCUUUCCACUCAGGCGCAGUAGCGCAUAUUAAAUUUAAAGUAAGCAAGUUAAUUACUAAAAUUUCAUUCUUUUUUUUUAUUAAAAUAUGAAAUAGUAUGCACUUUUACAAUUUACAGCUAUUAAAAUUUCAAACAUUUAUAAUGAAGUUAAAAUCUUCAUCCUCAUGUCCACUUUUUUUGUGAAUUGAGCGUUGAAUGCAUUGAUUUUUUUCCCAUGGGACACAGAUUGAUUUUUUAUUAGUAAACAGACUGCUGGAGCUCAUUUCUAACUCAAUUUAUGAACCAAUUAGUAGAUCAGACUGGCAUAGUAACAUAAAGUAUCUGCGCACACAAUCCAAGAGUAUCUGCAAGCUCGUAAUAUUUUUGAUAAGAGAAUCAUUUUAUUAAGUAUACGUAAACAAUUAACUAUUUAAUAUUUUCAUUAUUCUUGGCAAAAAUAUAUAUAUAUACAUGCACAUUAACAUUAAGAGCAGUAGAGGAACAAUAAUAGUUAUACAUAGAACUACGUUCAUAUAAAGUAAUUGUCAUAUUAAGUAAUAUUAGUAAAUUUACUCCAAACGAAAUUACAUUAAAAGAUUUCCUACUCUCACCGCAAUAAUCUAUUUUCGUUGUAAAACAAUUGUCGAGUUAAGUUGUAAAAAAAUCAACGAAUUGUAGGCUCGCCCGCUAACGAUGGGAUUACUAAUCUUUGGGCUAAAGUGACAAUUGUCUUUUUUCUUUGGAAGCAGCAUACACGAAACACUGACUUUCUUAACUUUGCAUAAAUCAUAGUUAUGCUGUCUGCUUCAUGUUUUUAUUUUCUUAUUUUUUGUUUACUUUUUUUUGCAGACGCGAUUACUUUUUUUUAUAUUACCACAAAUAUUAAAAAAGUAUGUGUAAAAUUGGAGAAUCAUCACCGAUGUAUCCGCUCACAGUGUGCACGUGUGCGUCUAUAUUAUCUAACUAUGCAGACUGGUCUAAAGAAAUAUUUUACUCAUACAGUGGAGCUUUUAAGCAGGGUGGGCAUUUUGUGUGAAAAAAAGCUAUUUCUUCUAUGAUACAAAUGGAAGAAACUAAGAAUGACUAAUUGUUUAGCAUUGAUAAUUAUUAAAAUAGCUUAAAUUUAAACAAGUUAAAUUUAAGAUAUCACCAAAAAGUUAAAAAAUCUUCAUUCUCUUUUUUUAAUUUUAUAUUAUACAUUAUUAUUUAAUUUUACAUACAUUAUUUAAUUUUAUACAUCAAGAAAUUUUAGUGGUUAGUCUUGAGGACCAGUAACUAAAAGAUGUCACUAGAUUGUACACAUUUUCAUCUGUCCAUUUAUUUUUCGAUUAGAUUUUUCGAAAAAAUAUUUUUUUAAGUGAAAGAUAACUCUGAGAAUGUGUAACACUGACAAUUGAAUGAAAGAUGCUGUUUUGCAACAAAAAAAUAGACGAAAUCAACUGACCAUUCCUUUUCAUCAAUUGUUUGUCCAGGAUACCACUAAUAAUUACUUUAUAGUAGUUUAAGCCAGAGUUAUGUAAUAUUGGACAAACAGACCACUGUUAAUUUGGAGCACUGUUGUAGUUUUAGAUAGAAUUUUAAGAUCUAUAUAUCAUAUUGUCUAAGAGUUAAUUAAGGUAUCUCAGUGUUUGAUUUUGAAAAUUUAUGCUAUUUGUAAUUGUGAAUUUAAUAUGUUAUAUACAUGUAGUACUGCAUAUGUUCGGAAGUGUAUGUAUGUUUAGUAUGCGAUUUGUUAAUGAAUGAAAGAUAUUGAUUAUAUUGAUGAAAUUUAAUCUUGACAUUAAAAGUUCUUGCAACUCUAAAAUUAGGUUUUACUGUUCCUUUACGUAACAUAUACAGGGCUGGUUGUGCUCCGGAAAAAAUCCGGUUUUCCGGAAUUUUCGCUAACAGUAAUCUGGAAGUUUCCGGAAAUCGAAGGUCCAGAUGCUUCAAAAAAUCAUUGAUCACAGAAGUUUCCGGAAAUCAAAUUUUCAAAGGUGGAACUUAGAAACAAAGUUUAUUUUAUUUGUUAGCCAGAGAGAUACUUUAAAGCUUAUAUUCAUGAUUAAUAUAAAUUUUUUAUCAGUAAAUAGUUAUAAUCAUAAACUGAAGAAAGAAAGACAUAUUUGUAAAUUUUAAUUACUUCUCCAGGUCAUCAUAGGUAUGUUUAAAUGGUAUAGGUAUGUGUAAAAUUUUAAAUAUAGUUAAAGUAAACUAAGAAAUAUUGAGAAAAAGGAAAAAAACCUUGUUUAAAUUUUUUUCUAAUUUUUCAAUUUGAACUGGUUUUUUUUUUUUUUUUUUCUUAACUCAAGAAAUUUUCCGGAAUUUUAACUUGGGCUCACAAUCACCCCUACAUAUAUAAAUUUUACACAAGUUUAGUUUAAUUUUUCAAGAAAUUCAUUAAAUUCCUUUUUCUAGUUUUCACUUGUGAUGUAAUUACUACCUUGGAAAUUAAUAAUACUGAUUGUUUAAAUUAGAUUUCAAUUAUAGUUCAUAAUACAUUUAAAAUAUUGUUUUAAUAUUUAACAUUUCUUUUUGAAAAACCGUUUCUUUGUUCUUGGGUCGGAAGAAACCUAUUUCGUCUAAGUUUUUUCCUCCUUGAAAAAAUCUUACUAUCUGCGACUAGAACAUAAAACAUUUCUCAACAAGCUACAUGCAGAUUUUACCACUUUCUUUAUGGAUUAAUUAUUAUAUUUAAUUUUUCAUUGGCCCCCUAAAAGUUAUUAUAUUUGAUACUUCACUGAGAAAUGCAUGUGUACAAAGUAACAGAACAAAGAAUCAGAAAUUAAUUUAUUUUUCAAUUUGCUUCUGCAUGGUGAUUUAUACUAUCAAAGGAACUUAUAUUCCGGACUAGUUUUUUAAACUUUUGAGAACUACAACUAUGAAACUAACUUUGUAAAUGAAAUUGUGUAAUGUUGUGGUAGUUAUUGUAAUUUAAUUACCAUGUUGUUGCACAUAAAUUAAAUUUGUUUUGAAAUAUUGUUUAAUUUUGUAAGCAAAAGCUUGUAUUCUAAGUAAUUUAUUUUAAAACAGGUUGUGUUAAAGUAAAUGGCCUUGUUAACGACAAAAACUAUAUUGUGGAAUUGUAAGAUUUUGUUGUUCAUGUUAUUUACAAAAUACUAUUUUCCAGUACAUCUCAAAAAGAUCAGCUUAUAUUAAAAAAAUAAAUACUAGAUCUAUUUUUCUUCCUAGCACUGUUUCAUUCUGGAUAAAUUCUAUAAUUUUUCAUUGUUAGUUUUUUUAUAUUUUUUUUAUAAGCUGAUAAGUUUAAUGAUUAACUGUAUAUUUCCAAUUUUUUCUGUGCAGCUGGUUCAUGUAUGCAUUAUCUAGCUUUGUAUAUAUGCUAAUACAAAUUUCAAUGAUAAACCAAAUGUAACCCAGUGUCAGGAAUAUAUUCUUUGUUCUAUAAAGCACACUAAAAUAUAAUUCUCAC